CCAACAUGGCGGGUGAGUCCACGCUCUCUCUCAGUGUCGCCAGGAAAGCUUAGAGGACAAGCUGCCGAAAUGCCUUCGCUCACGGCUGAUGGUGUAUCUGGCAUAGCUAAAAGCUCCCUCCAACACUAUGUUAUUGAUAGUAAUGAAGCUCUGGAAUUUAAGCUAGUGCGGACAGCAGCUGACCUCGAAGAUGAUGAGACUACAUUCAAACCUGACAUGUCUCAUCAGGUUUACGGUGACAGUGAACAGAUCUUUGGAUAUAGUGGUUUGCGUGUGAAAUUGUACUACAGUGCAUGCAGGCUUACCACGUACCUGGCUCAUACUUAUGCAGAAAAGGUUGAUCCAGAAAAAUUUGAUGGUGUUCAGCCAGAUGAAGUUAUCAAACCAGUUGCAGAGAGGAUUCCACCAGGCUACUUAACAAACUUAAAUGACUUCACAGCAGCCCUUCAGAAAGAUGCCACUUUCAAACCAUUUGGUGAUAUGUUGCAUAGAUUUACUGUUGCAACAGAGGAUGGACAAGGAAAAACCUAUGAAGUUUAUUACUGUGACAUAUCAACCUCAGGAUGGAUAGACUUCCAUGAACGACUUCAGACAUUUAUUCUAUGGUAUAUUGAUGCUGCAUCUUAUAUUGAUGUCGAUGAUGAUAAAUGGAGAUUCUUUGUUAUAUAUGAAAAGUACAUGGUGAAUGGAAUCCCAAAUUAUGCAGUUGCAGGUUAUACUACUGUAUAUGAAUAUUAUGCAUAUCCAGCCAACAUCAGACCUCGCAUUUCACAAAUGUUGGUUCUUCCUCCAUUUCAACGUUUGGGCUUGGGUGCACAGAUGUUAGACAUCAUAUACAACCAUUACAAGAAUAAUGCAAAAGUUACAGAUAUUACAGUGGAGGAUCCCUCAGAUAACUUUGUUCGCUUGCGAGACUUUGUCGACUCCAAAAAUUGCUUGAAAAUGGACUCAUUCCAGCCAUCAAAGCUGACUGAAGGAUUCACUGAAGCCAUGGCCAAAGAAGCUCAAGAGAAGUUAAAGUUAAAUAAAAAACAAGUUAGACGUGUGUACGAGAUCCUCAGACUUCACAUAACAAACCGAUCAGAUAAAGAAUCUUACAGAAGAUACAGAUUGGAAGUUAAGAACCGGCUUAAUGUUCAGUACCAGAAAGAAGAUAGAGACAUGGAGAAGCUGAAAAAGAUACUGAAGCCCGAAGAGUACCAAGCCACAAUGACCAUCACUAGCAAAGAACAGCGCCUGGAAAGUUUGGAACGCCAAUAUAAUGAUCUGGAAGAGCACUACUUACAUGUUCUGGAGCGUCUGGCAGCCACCAAUUUGUCUUGACCAAUUUAAGGAUAGCAGCAGACCUUGACUUAUUGCGUGGUCAUGGUUUAUUUUACUGAAAAUUAAUGAAUAGUAUUUUGAAGAAGCAACAGCUCAUACACUUCUUGUGUGUAACCAGUUUGCUUGGAACAAUAUGGAUGGCAUUGUGCAUUUCUGGCAAAUUAAAAUACUUUUUCCCCCAAACAGUAAAGCAUUUGUUUGCUGCACCUUUGUCACUUAAUUCAGUAAUACUUUUAUAAUUUCAGGCAGCAACUUGUAUUAUCACAGAUGACAAAAUUUUGUCAUAACUUACUAUGAAAAAUAAAUUGUGUUAUACCA
Molecule: messenger RNA, 1641 nt
Organism: Penaeus monodon (black tiger shrimp)
Lineage: Eukaryota; Metazoa; Arthropoda; Malacostraca; Decapoda; Penaeidae
Gene: Hat1
Product: histone acetyltransferase type B catalytic subunit-like
Exons: 10
Coding region: 70-1323 (417 amino acids)
Biological process (GO): subtelomeric heterochromatin formation
Cellular component (GO): nucleus
Molecular function (GO): histone binding; histone H4 acetyltransferase activity
Source: RefSeq, a predicted model, not a curated record